Messenger RNA from Linum trigynum, 2247 nucleotides. NCBI's taxonomy places the organism in Eukaryota, Viridiplantae, Streptophyta, Magnoliopsida, Malpighiales, Linaceae. The record is from the annotation of a GenBank genome assembly.
AUGGGUUGCGCCCAGUCUAAAGUGGACAACGAGGAAUCGGUGACGAGAUGCAAGGAGCGGAAAAUCCUGAUGAAGGAGGCGGUGGCGGCGAGGAACGCCUUCGCCGCCGCCCAAUCCGGCUACGCCAUGUCUCUGAAGAACACCGGCGCCGCUCUCAGUGACUAUGCCCACGGGGAAGCGGACCCGUCCUCUCAGACGGCCAAUCUACAGCAGCAGACCCCGCUAGAUGUGGGGUCGGAGCAGCCGCCGCCGCCUCCUCCUCCUCCUCCUCCAAUUGACAAUCUCCCGCCGCCUCCGCCUCCGCUGCCGAGCUUCUCCCCUAGCCCUAGCCCUCCAAUCAAGCGCGCAAUCAGCAUGCCCGCGAUUCCCCUGAAGCGGAGGGGCCGGCGAGAUUUGGACUCCGUCGCCAUUGCUGAAGAGGACGAAGAGGAGGAAGAAGAAGAGGAAGAGGAAUUGGAUCACGGACUUCGAAACGGGAAUAGAGGUAAUAAGAACAGAGAUUCGCGAGAGCCCAGAGGUGGGGGCCCACACCCUGGGACGGUGGGACCUGGAGAUGCCCCACCGCCGGGAAAUCACCCGGUGCCGCCGAUGCCGGAAGCGAAAAGCAUGGCUUGGGAUUACUUCUUCAUGGUGGAUAGUAUGCCGGGCCCGAACCUGGAACCCGAAGACGACGACGACGAUGGGGAGGCAGAGAGGCAGAACGCGAAUGGUAAUUUUGGGGGAAAUGUCGACGUCGAUGAACCCAAGACGCCGGAGAUAACUCCGGUGAAGGCGAAGGGCAACCUGGCGGAGGAAGAGGAAGAAGAGGAAGGAGAUACUACAGCAGGGAAGCAGAUUGAGCAUUCCCAAACGGCCCCGCCGGAUUUCAUGAGAAUUGGGAAGAAGGCUGCUGCAGGGAGUGUGGAUUUGAUGCAUGUUUUAGGUCAGAUCGAUGAUCAUUUCCUUAGGGCUUCAGAGAGUGCUCAGGAGGUCUGCAAGAUGCUCGAAGCUACUCGACUCCAUUACCAUUCCAAUUUCGCUGACAAUCGAGGGCACAUUGAUCAUUCGGCGAGGGUUAUGCGUGUCAUUACUUGGAAUAGAUCAUUUAAAGGUGUAAGCGGUGGUGGAGAAGGAGGGAAUGAUGAAUUUGAUUCGGACGAUUACGAAACUCAUGCCACUGUUCUGGACAAGUUGUUGGCAUGGGAAAAGAAACUCUAUGAUGAAGUCAAGCAAGGUGAGCUGAUGAAGCUGGAGUACAAAAGGAAGGUGGCAUUACUCAACAAGCAGAAGAAACGCGGUGCUAGUGCUGAAUCCUUGGAGAAGACUAAAGCUGCUGUGAGUCAUUUGCACACGAGAUAUAUAGUUGACAUGCAGUCCAUGGACUCCACUGUCUCCGAAGUUAAUCAUAUACGUGAUCAGCAGUUGUAUCCUAAGCUUGUUGCUCUCGUCGAAGGGAUGUCGAAAAUGUGGGGAAGCAUGACAAUCCACCAUGAUAGCCAGCUGAAGAUUGUAACAGACCUCAAAUCGCUUGAUGUAGCCCACGCCAUCCGAGAAACAACGAGGCAGCAUCAUGAACAAACCACCCAGUUAUGCGAAGUGAUUGAGAAAUGGCACGACCAAUUCAAUCAUCUCGUCACGCAUCAGAAGCAAUACAUCAGCUGUCUCAACAGCUGGCUAAAGCUGAACCUCAUCCCCAUAGAGAGCAGCUUGAAGGAGAAGAUAUCAUCGCCACCUCGAGUCCAGACCCCACCCAUCCAACCCUUACUCCACGCGUGGCACGACCACCUCGAGAAGCUCCCCGACGAGAUCUCCAAAUCCGCCAUCUCGUCGUUCGCAGCCGUGAUCAGGACCAUCAAGCUCCACCAGGAGGAAGAAAUGAAGCUGAAGGAGAAAUGCGAAGAAACACGCAAGGAGUACAUAAGAAAAAGGCAGGCGUUCGAGGAUUGGCACCAGAAGCAUGUGAUGAAGAGGGCCCCGAUGCCCUCGGAGGAUGAAAAUGGUGGUGGAGACAGAACCGGAGAUCCGGUGGCGGAGAGGCAGUUUGCUGUGGAGACCCUGCAGAAGAGGCUGGAGGAGGAAGUGGAAGCUCACCAGAGGCAUUGCCUUCAGGUGAGGGAGAAGUCGCUGGGGAGUCUGAAGAUCCGCCUUCCCGAGCUGUUUCGUGCCAUGUCGGACUACUCUCAUGCGUGUUAUGAUUCGUACGAGAGGCUGAGGUCCAUCGUUCACCGGCAGCAGAACAGUGGAGGUGGGCGCCGUGACGCAGUGUAA